Molecule: messenger RNA, 1613 nt
Organism: Melospiza melodia melodia
Lineage: Eukaryota; Metazoa; Chordata; Aves; Passeriformes; Passerellidae
Gene: PROKR1
Product: prokineticin receptor 1
Exons: 3
Coding region: 426-1613 (395 amino acids)
Biological process (GO): neuropeptide signaling pathway
Cellular component (GO): plasma membrane
Molecular function (GO): neuropeptide Y receptor activity
Source: RefSeq, a predicted model, not a curated record
CCUCCCACUGAGCAAAGGCUUUGGAUGCAGGCACAGAGGCAAGAGGAGCCAUCCUCCCCUGAGCACAGGGAUUACCUAAUGGGAGAGAAAGCAGCACUCAGCGGAGUCCUUGCGCUACUUCCAGUGAUCCUUUCUCUCUUCCAGUAACAGCAACACAUGCAGAGGAGAAACCUGGCAGCUCUCUCAUCAGAGAAGAAACCUGGCUCUCUCUCAGGGUGCCUGAGACCUCCAAGAUGAUGAGCACAACUGCAGAAGGAGAUAAGUGAGGCUGUUGUCCUAUAAUCUUGUGGGGACAAAGACAAGGUUACUCACUGCUCAAAAGGAAGCUUUGGGUGAGGUCUCUCACCUGCCACUCUUGUGCCCUGCCACACUGGGCUAACAACACUGAGGGCCAGCCAAGCUGCACAUGCCAAAAGAAGACAGAGAUGGCCACGGAGCAAACUGAACGCAACCUAAAUGCUACCGCCCACCUCAAUUUUGCUUCAAUCUACAACAUCCAUAAUGGGGAUUUCACCUCUUUGAGAAACUUCUCUUUCCCUUUCAAUUUCACCUACAGUGAUUAUGACCUGCCACUGGACAGUGAAGAUGACAUGACCAAAACCCACACCUUCUUCACAGCCAAGAUAGUUAUCGCGGUUGCUCUGGUUGGCAUCAUGCUGGUUUCUGGCAUUGGCAACUUCAUCUUCAUUGCUGCUCUCGCCCGCUACAAGAAGCUGCGAAACCUCACCAACCUGCUGAUUGCCAACCUGGCCAUCUCAGACUUCAUCGUGGCUAUUGUGUGCUGCCCCUUUGAGAUGGACUACUAUGUGGUGCAGCAGCUGUCCUGGGAGCACGGCCAUGUCCUCUGCGCCUCAGUCAACUACCUACGAACUGUCUCCCUCUACGUUUCGACCAAUGCUCUCCUGGCUAUAGCUGUUGACAGGUAUUUGGCCAUUGUUCACCCACUGAAACCACGCAUGAAUUAUCAAACAGCAACUGUCCUCAUUGCCUUGGUCUGGGUCAUCUCCAUACUUCUAGCUAUUCCAUCUGCAUACUAUGCUACUGAAACUGUGUUGUUUAUAGUUAAAAACCAGAAGAAAUUUUUCUGUGGCCAAAUUUGGCCAGCUGACCAGCAGAUGUACUAUAAAUCAUACUUUCUCUUCAUCUUUGGCAUUGAAUUUGUAGCACCUGUGAUUACAAUGACCUUGUGUUACGCCAGGAUCUCUCAGGAGCUUUGGUUUAAAACUGUCCCAGGAUUUCAGACAAAACAAAUCAGAAAGAGGCUUCAGUGCAGAAGGAAAACUGUUAUGGUACUAAUGUGCAUUCUGACUGCCUAUGUUCUCUGCUGGGCACCUUUCUAUGGUUUCACAAUUGUCCGAGACUUCUUCCCCACCCUUUUGGUGAAAGAGAAGCAUUAUCUUACUGCCUUUUACAUAGUCAGGUGCAUCGCCAUGAGUAACAGCAUGAUAAACACCAUGUGUUUCGUAACUGUGAAAAACAACACUAUGAAGUACUUCAAGAAGAUCAUGCUACUCAGAUGGAGAUCAACGUAUAAGGGAAGCAAAUCUAGCAUAGAUUUGGACCUGAGAACAAGUGCAAUCACAGAGGAAGUAGACUGCAUAAAAUUACAAUAA